AUGCUCUUUAAUCUACAUAAGUCCUCCCUGACAGAUAAUUCCCGAUCAACAGUUCUUUGUUCGAGUAGCAAUCAUCGGGACCAUAAUCGGCUGUAUCCGGUUUUCGGUCGCCAGGACGAAUUAGGCUACACUACAAGAAGACGGAACUUCGGUCGUCGAAGCUGGUCUUCAACUGGAAAACCUGCAUUCAUUGAGAAACAGUGGCUGUUGAACCACUGCGACGGAGGUGAAUCACUUUUACUAAACCAACAAUCGCAAAGUAAUCGAACGGUUUCCGUUGCAGGGAUCUGUAGGACGCUCUCUGAUAGCCUUAAAGACCACUUCCGACUUGGUGUUAACAAACCCCCAACGCCCGCGAACACACCGACUACGCCGAAUACAAACUGGAAGGUAGACAAAAGGAGUGAUUCCUUUCUUGCACCUGAAACAUCCCAACCCAACUUCAAAGUGGAAAGACACCAUUCGUGUGAAGAUCACGAAAUUUGUCUAUCUUGGCAAUAUCCUAUGCCACACAAAGUAGAGGGUUUUGACAAAGAAAGAAGGCCUUCACGCAAACUGAAGUACUGCUACGAUGAACUAACCAAGCUUCAGCCUUUUCAAACCCAACUACCCAAGAUAAAUGGUACAAGCAGUUCAGGCAGGAUCUCACGGCACAGCACUGAGUCACAGUUUCUCCCAUCUACGAUAUUAGUGAAUCCGGAAUGCGGGUUACCUUCUCUUCCUUCUUUGGAUCCAGUCGAUUGUCCACCUUGUCAGAAUGAGCCAGCGUUCUUUGCUGCAGCCGCAUUCCAACGUAAAAGAGUGCUUUUAAAUGUUGGUGGUUCCCAGCACGAAGUUCUCUGGAAGACUCUGGCACGCCUCCCGAAUUCUAGACUGGGCCGACUUUGUCGGGUGAAAUCACGUACUGAGCUAAUGUCGCUUUGUGAUGAUUACAACCCGGCAAAAAAUGAGUUUUUCUUCGACAGAAAUGCCACCUCCUUUGACGCUAUCUUGAAUUUCUACAGGACACGAGUGCUGCAUCUUGUUGAGGACAUGUGCGUCGUUGCAUUUAAGGAUGACAUGGAUUAUUGGGGUAUCAAUGAGCUCUACCUACACCCCUGCUGUCAGCAGAGGUAUCAUCAGAGAAAAGAAAUGGUUGAAGAUGAGAUCAGAAAGGAGGAAAUUUCAUUGCGCUGGUUGCAGGAUGAAGAAGGCCUGCAUGGAAGCAGUUCCAUUUCGAAAACUAGAUUGAAAAUAUGGAAUAUUGUUGAAAAACCUCACUAUUCAAUGACUGCUAGGGUAUUCGCGAUUGUCUCAAUCAUCUUCAUCAUUAUCUCAACCGUCAGCCUAACUAUUGGGACACUGCCACAAUUUCAACCUAAUUUAACUGAACUGCAACAGGCCUCGAAUAUCUUCCACACAAAUACCUUCAUCUCCUGGUGUCAAGAAACCAAUGACAGUGGCAAUGUGGACGACAUUGUCUGCGAAAAUCCGUACUUGAAGAUUGUAGAAUUUAUUUGCAUCACUUGGUUUACUUUGGAAUACCUUAUUCGACUGUGGGCCUGCCCCAACCGAUGUCGAUUUUUCAAGGACACUCUCAAUACCAUUGAUUUUAUUGCCAUAUUCCCUUUCUAUGUCCAUCUGAUUAUCAUUGAAGUAGCCUCAAGAAAUGAAUUUAAGCGGCUUGGUUCAGUCCGCAAACUUGUGCAAAUGUUCCGCAUCCUUCGGAUUGUCCGGAUUUUCAAACUGGCCCGUCAUUCCACUGGUCUGCUUUCAUUGGGCUACACUUUCAGAAGGUCCUACAAGGAACUUGGCUUGUUAAUGACCUUUGUCGCAAUGGGAGUCAUUCUGUUCUCGAGUCUGGUCUACUUUGCUGAAAAGGAAGAAAACGGCAAAAUGUUCAAAAGUAUUCCAUCGGCGUUUUGGUGGGCUGCGAUCACCAUGACUACGGUCGGCUAUGGUGACAUGCUUCCACAAACGCCAAUCGGGAAGGUGAUCGGAGCCGCCUGUUGCAUCUGCGGGGUGUUGGUCGUCGCUCUGCCAAUCCCGAUCAUAGUUAACAAUUUCGCUGAAUACUACAAAGAACAGAUGAGAAGGGAGAAGGCAUUGAAAAGAAGAGACGCUCUAGAACGGGCUCGACUAUCUGGGAGCCUUUUCUCAUUUGAAUCGGACGAUUUUUCUAAAGAGCCGCAGUUUGCGACACUGAUUCAAAAAAGGUGUGCAGAUGCAGACAAACACCAGAUAAACGCGUUCACCAAAACCGAACACAUUUCGACUAGUCUAACUGCUCACCCGGAAGAGUCGAAAGACGUCAUAUUUCAACCAUCGAAUGUGAUCUUCAACCUCUCUGACAGCGUCCAAUCAGAAGAUACCUAUGUUGCGAAUCCACCAGCGGAACCCACUCUCCUCCUUGAUACACCCACGUUGCCUCGAGUGGCGCAAGGUUCUGGCUUUGGUGGCGUGUCGGUUUUCAGCUAUCCAAAAAUAGUCAUUGAAAGUGAACAGAACAACUCCAAGCAUUCUGUUGCUAACAAGAGUGAUUUAGAAGUACACAACCACUUUCCUGAGCCAGUUGAGGAGACUGGUAACAGUGCAGAAAAGUAUCGAAUGACUACUCCACGUGGAAGUCCAUUUUCAAUAAAAAAAGACGCCUCGUUUCACAAAUUAGGGCAUGCGAACCUACAGGCAUUUGUUGGAAAAAAGUCGGUGCGCCCUAUUCGGAAACUUCAGCGCCAGGAACGGUUCACCGUGGAGAACAAUCACCGGAGGUACUCUUCACCCAGCACACCGCCGAGGUUAAGAACCGUUUUUCCAGAAGUGCGGUCGUUUUCCGCGUCAACGGCGUCUUGCUGUUUACCAAACCAGGCUCUGUACUAA
Mesocestoides corti is the source of this 2856-nucleotide messenger RNA. The record is from the annotation of a GenBank genome assembly. NCBI's taxonomy places the organism in Eukaryota, Metazoa, Platyhelminthes, Cestoda, Cyclophyllidea, Mesocestoididae.